Alexandromys fortis (reed vole) is the source of this 3207-nucleotide messenger RNA. RefSeq names its product DIS3 like exosome 3'-5' exoribonuclease (gene Dis3l). Gene Ontology annotation, cellular component: cytoplasmic exosome (RNase complex). Gene Ontology annotation, molecular function: RNA binding; 3'-5'-RNA exonuclease activity. The transcript is spliced from 17 exons. Gene Ontology annotation, biological process: rRNA catabolic process. The coding region runs from base 508 to 3174 and encodes 888 amino acids. The record is from RefSeq and is a predicted model, not a curated record. Lineage: Eukaryota; Metazoa; Chordata; Mammalia; Rodentia; Cricetidae.
UGUUUGAAUGUUUACAAGUAUUAAAAUAAGUACCUUUUGAAGGGGAAAACAUGUUUGGCCAGCAGGGUUACCAGCUUAUUUGCUGAGCCUUUCGGUUCUUUUAGAUACUGCAAAAGCAAGGACGAGAAAACUCUAGUUAUCACCCCUGUUAAUACGGCAGCCCUUCCCACAGCGGCCUGUGAGUAGAAACAAAGUAAAAUCUUCUCACAACUUGUAGACUAACUGUCACAUCCUACCGUCAGGCCCGUUGGUCCUUGGGGUGAACAAUUUAUCUACACUCUUCCCGGUUCAGAGGCAACUAAGUCUUAAAGAGGAAUCUAGGUGCAGGCUGGGCUGGGCUGGGCUACGCGGACCGUCGGCCCCAGCUAGGUCGUUCCCGGUUCGGAAACGCUCUUGCCGCUGCAGGCCCUACCGGGCCGAGGGGCGGGACCCAAGCCUCGGCCUCGCCUCCCGCUGCCGCCCGCCGCCCGCCGCUUCCCGGCGGCUGUGCCGGGCGACGCCGCCAACAUGCUGCAGAAGCGGGAGAAGGUGCUGCUGCUGAGGACUUUCCAGGGCCGGACGCUGAGGAUCGUUCGCGAGCACUACCUGCGGCCUAGCGUGCCCUGCAACAGCCCGCUCUGCCCGCAGCCAGCCGCCUGCCGCAACGAUGGGAAGCUCUUGUCUGCAGAAGUCACUCAUUAUGUGAUUCCAGACUGGAAAGUUGUCCAGGAUUACCUUGAGGUCCUCGAGUUUCCCGAGUUGAAGGGAAUUAUUUUCAUGCAAACGGCUUGUCAAGCUGUGCAGCACCAGAGAGGCCGGAGACAGUAUAACAAACUGCGGAACCUCCUGAAGGAUGCUCGCCAUGACUGCGUUCUCUUUGCUAACGAGUUCCAGCAGCACUGUUACCUGCCCCGGGAAAAGGGGGAGGCCAUGGAGAAGUGGCAGACCAGGAGCAUAUACAACUCAGCUGUUUGGUACUAUCACCACUGCGGGGACAGGAUGCCCAUCGUUAUGGUGACAGAAGAUGAAGAGGCCAUUCAGCAGUAUGGAAGUGAGACAGAAGGCGUGUUUGUAAUUUCUUUCAAGAAUUACUUGGACAACUUCUGGCCGGAUUUAAAGGCUGCCCAUGAGCUCUGCGACUCCAUCCUGCAGUCUCGCCGGGAAAGGGAGAGCGAAAGUCAGGAAACCCAUGGGAAGGAGUACCCAGAACACCUUCCCCUGGAAGUGCUGGAGGCAGGCAUCAAAUCCGGACGCUACAUCCAGGGAAUUCUGAACGUCAACAAGCACAGAGCUCAGAUAGAAGCUUUUGUUCGCCUACAAGGAGCCAGCAGUAAGGACUCAGACCUGCUCAGCGACAUCCUCAUCCAUGGCACAAAGGCUCGGAACCGCUCCAUCCAUGGAGAUGUGGUGGUGGUGGAGCUGCUCCCCAAAAAUGAGUGGAAAGGAAGAACUGCUGCCCUGAGUGAGAACGACAGUGAAGACAAAGCCUCGGGCGAAUCCCCAAGUGAGCCCAUGCCCACAGGUCGAGUGGUGGGCAUCCUUCAAAAGAACUGGAGAGAUUAUGUGGUGACAUUUCCAUCCAAAGAAGAGGUCCAGUCUCAGGGCAAAAAUGCUCAGAAGAUCCUAGUCACACCCUGGGAUUACAGAAUCCCCAAAAUCCGCAUUAGCACCCAGCAGGCCGAGGCCCUCCAGGACUUCAGGGUGGUUGUGAGAAUUGACUCCUGGGAGACAACAUCAGUGUAUCCAAAUGGACACUUCGUGCGUGUUUUAGGGCGAAUCGGUGAUCUGGAAGGGGAGAUUGCAACCAUCCUGGUAGAAAACAGUAUUUCUGUUGUUCCCUUCUCAGAAGCCCAGAUGUGUGAGAUGCCAGUGAACACACCAGAAAACCCUUGGAAGGUGAGCCCCAAAGAAGAAAGAGAGCGGAAGGACCUGAGGAACAGCCACCUUGUGUUCAGUAUCGACCCCAAGGGUUGUGAAGAUGUGGAUGACACACUCUCGGUCAGAACCUUAGCCAAUGGCAACCUGGAGCUCGGGGUCCAUAUCGCCGACGUCACACACUUUGUGACCCCCAACUCUUAUAUUGAUGUCGAAGCUAGAACGAGGGCCACCACUUACUACCUAGCAGACCGCCGCUACGACAUGCUGCCCUCCAUCCUCAGCGCGGAUCUCUGUUCCCUCCUGGGAGGCGUUGACAGAUGCGCUAAAGCGAAAGGCUUCUUCAUAGACACACGGUCCAAUAAAACCCUGGCUGACUCUCUGGAUAGAGCCAACGACCCCAGUGACCCUCUGGUGAACCAGCUGCUGCGCUCCAUGGCUACUCAGGCCAUGUCCAAUGCCCUCUACUUCUCCACCGGCUCCUGUGCAGAGGAGGAGUUCCAGCAUUACGGUCUUGCGUUAGAUAAGUAUACCCACUUUACUUCUCCGAUAAGAAGAUAUUCAGAUAUUGUUGUACACCGACUAUUAAUGGCAGCCAUUUCAAAAGACAAGAAGAUGGAAAUUAAAGAAAAUUUGUUCAGCAACAAAGAUCUUGAGGAAUUAUGCCGACAUAUCAACAACAGAAACCGAGCGGCCCAGCAUUCUCAGAAGCAGUCCACUGAGCUCUUCCAGUGCAUGUACUUUAAAGACAAAGACUCAGAAACGGAGGAGCGCUGCAUGGCCGAUGGAAUUAUUUAUUCGAUUAGAACAAAUGGUGUGCUUGUAUUUAUACCAAGGUUCGGCAUUAAAGGUGCUGCCUAUCUAAGGAAUAAAGAUGGCUUAGUGAUCUCAUGUGGCCCAGAGAACAGCUCUGAAUGGAUGCCAGGAUCCCUACAACGGUCUCAGAACAAGAUCACCUCUACCACGGCCGGAGGGCAGUCUGUCACAUUUCAUCUGUUUGACCAUGUAACAGUAAGAAUAUCUGUCCAGGCCUUGCGUUGCCACUCGGAUACAAUCAGGCUUGAAAUAAUAAGCAACAAACCAUAUAUGACGCCAAACCCAGAACUGUGCCAUCAGAGCUCCCUCUUGCUGAAGAGUGAGUUAGUGAAAGAAGUGACCCGGUCUGUGGAAGAAGCUCAGCUCGCCCAAGAAGUCAAAGGCAAGGUACUACAGGAGGAGUGUCAGGAAUACUGCCAAACAAAGGGAAGAAGUCUGUACUCGCUUCUGGAGGAGAUAAGGGACCUUGCUCUUCUAGAUGUUUCAGACAGUCAUGCAAUGUGAAAUCCUUCCACUUCAAUAAAGAGCUUUCUCAUA